This is a messenger RNA of Coregonus sp. 'balchen', 18501 nucleotides long. Lineage: Eukaryota; Metazoa; Chordata; Actinopteri; Salmoniformes; Salmonidae. The record is from the annotation of a GenBank genome assembly.
AUGGUGGCAGUGGACCUCCAAGGGCUGCCGGAAGAGGGGUGGCACUACCAUCAGCUGCAUCGGCCCUCCAUGGAAGUGGGGCACCACCAGCUGUGUCGGCCCUCCAUGACCCCGUGCCCGAGCAGGGGGCUGCCCCAGAACUGUCCCCAGAAGACCCGCAAGAAGCUCCAAGUCAUCAUCUGCAUCCUGCUGGUGGAGCUGUUUGAGAGGUUCACCUUCUUUGGGAUCGUGUGUAACAUGAUCCUGUUCUGUACGGUCAAGCUGGGCUAUGAUCACUACCAGGCUGCUACCGUCAACCUGUGCUUUGUUGGGGCCAGCACACUCACUCCUGUGCUGGUGGGAUGGUUUGCUGAGACCUGCCUUGGGAGAACCAAGGUGCUCUACUUGUGCGCUCUGCUCCACCUCUUUGGUAAGGUGCUCCUGUUUGUUUUCAAGGGGAGGGGGAAGUUUGGAACAUUGAUGUUGAACACUUAUCCUUUUAUAUUGGUAUAGGGAAUACUUAUUGGUCAAACUGAUUUAAUUCAUGUAACAUCAUUUUUACUGUUUUCAAAGCUUUAUUUUCUCAAUGCCUAAUCAUUAUCUAUCUCUUAAUGCAGAAUAAUUUCUGUGGAUUAUAGUCUCUUAGAGAAACUACAGGGUGGGGGGAUGGGGAUUAAGGUUCUGAGUUUACAAUACAUUUGCAUUGAAGGAGAAGAUGUGUGGAGUGUGGACUGCACUGCAUUACAUUGCUAGUUUUAUGGGUUCCAACAAAGGUUUUCUACUCCUUCAUUCGAAAUAUAAUCAUUUCUUACCAUGGCCAUUUCAGCAGUUCAGCUGUAAGGCCAGUUUCGGUCUAGAGACAUGUAUAGAAAUACAUGGGUCUGAGUGCUUUGGGUGAGAAAUGCAUCAGAGGACUGCGUGUGCUCAAUGUUAGCAGUUGGACUCUGGAUGUGAGCUCAAACCAACCCCAUUACUUAUGAUGACUCAUUAUUUGAAGUUGCUGUCUCAUCUCAGAGUUGCAGCCCAACACACAGUAAUAGUAGGGAGCUCAGAAGUAGGGAUUUAACAUUUUUUUUACAUUUUAGUCAUUUUAGCAGACGCUCUUAUCCAGAGCGACUUACAGUUAGUGAGUGCAUACAUUUUCAUACUGGGAUCUGAGAAGUAGAGAGCUCAGAAGUAAUUCAGCCCUAAUGUGUAAACUACACUGCUCAAAAAAAUUAAGGGAACACUAAAAUAACACAUCCUAGAUCGGAAUGAAUGAAAUAAUCUUAUAAAAUAUUUUUUUCUUUACAUAGUUGAAUGUGCUGACAACAAAAUCACACAAAAAUUAUCAAUGGAAAUCAAAUUUAUCAACCCAUGGAGGUCUGGAUUUGGAGUCACCCUCAAAAUUAAAGUGGAAAACCACACUACAGGCUGAUCCAACUUUGAUGUAAUGUCCUUAAAACAAGUCAAAAUGAGGCUCAGUAGUGUGUGUGGCCUCCACGUGCCUGUAUGACCUCCCUACAACGCCUGGGCAUGCUCCUGAUGAGGUGGCGGAUGUCUCCUGAGGGAUCUCCUCUCAGAUCUGGACUAAAGUAUCCGCCAACUCCUGGACAGUCUGUGGUGCAACGUGGCGUUGGUGGAUGGAGCGAGACAUGAUGUCCCAGAUGUGCUCAAUUGGAUUCAGGUCUGGGUAACGGGCGGUCCAUAGCAUCAAUGCCUUCCUCUUGUAGGAACUGCUGACAAACUCCAGCCACAUGAGCUCUAGCAUUGUCUUGCAUUAGGAGGAACCCAGGGCCAACCACACCAGCAUAUGGUCUCACAAGGGGUCUGAGGAUCUCAUCUCGGUACCUAAUGGCAGUCAGGCUACCUCUGGCGAGCACAUGGAGGGCUGUGCGGCCCCCCAAAGAAAUGCCACCCCACACCAUGACUGACCCACCGCCAAACUGGUCAUGCUGGAGGAUGUUGCAGGCAGCAGAACGUUCUCCACGGCGUCUCCAGACUCUGUCACGUCUGUCACGUGCUCAGUGUGAACCUGCUUUCAUCUGUGAAGGGCACAGGGCGCCAGUGGCGAAUUUGCCAAUCUUGGUGUUCUCUGGCAAAUGCCGAACGUCCUGCACGGUGUUGGGCUGUAAGCACAACCCCCACCUGUGGACGUCGGGCCCUCAUACCACCCUCAUGGAGUCUGUUUCUGACCGUUUGAGCAGACACAUGCACAUUUGUGGCCUGCUAGAGGUCAUUUUGCAGGGCUCUGGCAGUGCUCCUCCUGCUCCUCCUUGCACAAAGGUGGAGGUAGCAGUCCUGCUGCUGGGUUGUUGCCCUCCUACGGCCUCCUCCACGUCUCCUGAUGUACUGGCCUGUCUCCUGGUAGCGCCUCCAUGCUCUGGACACUACGCUGACAGACACAGCAAACCUUCUUGCCACAGUUCGCAUUGAUGUGCCAUACUGGAUGAGCUGCACUACCUGAGCCACUUGUGUGGGUUGUAGACUCCGUCUCAUGCUACCACUAGAGUGAAAGCACCGCCAGCAUUCAAAAGUGACCAAAACAUCAGCCAGGAAGCAUAGGAACUGAGAAGUGGUCUGUGGUCACCACCUGCAAACCAGUCCUUUAUUGGGGGUGUCUUGCUAAUUGCCUAUAAUUUCCACCUGUUGUCUAUUCCAUUUGCACAACAGCAUGUGAAAUGUAUUGUCAAUCAGUGUUGCUUCCUAAGUGGACAGUUUGAUUUCACAGAAGUGUGAUUGACUUGGAGUUACAUUGUGUUGUUUAAGUGUUCCCUUUAUUUUUUUGAGCAGUGUAUUUAGAAUUAAUUUUAUAAAGCCCUUUUUACAACAGCAGUUGUCACAAAGUGUUAGGCAACUGAAAAUGAGGUGAUUCUGAGGAAAUAAGUUCUGUAAUAUUAGAUAUAGUGGUGUAACUACAGUUGACCCCCAGUGUAGGCCUCUGCCAACUGACCAUGGGAGUCCACCCUCUCUAGUGUUGGUGAACACAUAAUAAGGAGAGGGAGUACAAACCAUCGACGCUAGACAGAGAGGAAUUUGCUUAAUGCAAAAAGGCAGUUUAUUAAAACAGAGAGAUCUUGUCCUGCUCAAGCUACAUGCAUGGACCCCAAUCAAUUGCCUCUUAUGGAGACAGUUGAGAAGGAUGUUUAAACAGAGUUUACAGCAUUACUUUAUACAAUGUAACAUAAAGGAAGGGGUCCUUCUUCUAGUCCCUUGAUUGGUUCCCGAGGCGUAGGAGGCGGGUCUGCUCUGUCCAGAGCAGAUGCCCCAUUGGUGCACGGCAGAGUCCUCUGCCCUUGGCACCCGACCAGUAGACAGGGGAGUUGAGUAUGAGUGUGCGUGCAAAUGAAAUAUUGGUGUGUGUCAAGAGAAAGUGGUGGGGAGUAACUGGUGGUUUAUGGCCGGAGAGGGGGUGUUGUCCUGUUAUCGCAUUCCUGCAAGACUAGGUCAUCUGGUGAGAAGAUAAGGUGUUCUCCUCUGUCCUUUGUUCUCUGACCUGGAACAGCAUUUAUUGAAAACAGGCUCCAAAUGGGUCUUGCGCAACAUUUUAGUCAGACCAAUCUAUAACAAAUUAUAUUUACUACGACACUAGCGACAUCUCUAAGGACCAUGCCUGCUUGUAAAAAUAACUGUUUAUUAUACCCCAACACCUAAUGGGUUCUCUCUGUCUCCUGAAUUACUCCCACAGCCUAUCUAACUAGCCUCAGUCUACCUGACUAGCCUAACUUGCAUCUCAAUUAACGUUAGAUCCAAUGAGACUUAACACAUAACAAAAUCAAAUCAAAUCAAAUCAAAUUUUAUUGGUCACAUGCGCCGAAUACAACAGGUGCAGACAUUACAGUGAAAUGCUUACUUACAGCCCUUAACCAACAGUGCAUUUAUUUUAAACAAAAAAGUAAGAAUAAAACAACAACAAAAAAGUGUUGAGAAAAAAAAAGAGCAGAAGUAAAAUAAAGUGACAGUAGGGAGGCUAUAUAUACAGGGGGGUACCGUUGCAUAGUCGAUGUGCGGGGGCACCGGCUAGUUGAGGUAGUUGAGGUAAUAUGUACAUGUGGGUAGAGUUAAAGUGACUAUGCAUAAAUACUUAACAGAGUAGCAGCAGCGUAAAAAGGAUGGGGUGGGGGGGCAGUGCAAAUAGUCCGGGUAGCCAUGAUUAGCUGUUCAGGAGUCUUAUGGCUUGGGGGUAGAAGCUGUUGAGAAGUCUUUUGGACCUAGACUUGGCACUCCGGUACCGCUUGCCGUGCGGUAGCAGAGAGAACAGUCUAUGACUAGGGUGGCUGGAGUCUUUGACAAUUUUGAGGGCCUUCCUCUGACACCGCCUGGUAUAGAGGUCCUGGAUGGCAGGGAGCUUUGCCCCAGUGAUGUCCUGGGCCGUACGCACUACCCUCUGUAGUGCCUUGCGGUCAGAGGCCAAGCAGUUGCCAUACCAGGCGGUGAUGCAACCAGUCAGGAUGCUCUCGAUGGUGCAGCUGUAGAAUUUUUUGAGGAUCUGAGGACCCAUGCCAAAUCUUUUUAGUCUCCUGAGGGGGAAUAGGCUUUGUCGUGCCCUCUUCACGACUGUCUUGGUGUGUUUGGACCAUGAUAGUUCGUUGGUGAUGUGGACACCAAGGAACUUGAAGCUCUCAACCUGUUCCACUACAGCCCCGUUAACAUAAGGGUAUUGUGAGUGGCGCCAAGUAGACAAAUCAUCUAGAUAGCUAGCUAUGUAUUGAGGUCUAAGUCUUGAAAGCUAAUAUGCCACAUACAAUGGCGCAUUGAUUGCAGUACAUUAAUUAUCAGUACAUUUAGUAGCCUAUUGUUUGUCAUAGACUCGUGGCUCAGAUCAACUAGCCUAGCUCAUCUAGCUAGUUAGCAAUUAGCUACCUUGAUUUUGCAAGUUUGGAUUUUACGACAGUUUGGAAUUUGGUAACUGGUUAUGUUAUUCCUAAACUGACUGAUCUGAGUCUGACAGUGCGUAUAGAGAUAUUUGAAAAUCAUUCGAGACACUUAGCUACUGGAGCUAGCAUCUUAGUAAAAAAAAACGUGCAUCUAAGAUGAUGCAAAAAAACGUUAACUUACCUUUAUCUUAUCUUACAUUCUAAAUUAAACUUCCUUCUGUUUCAGUAUUCACCAGCUCUGCUAUCACUGUCAUGUACAUGGCUGCACUUUCAAAUGUGUGCCUACUUCUACCAACCCCUGUACAUUUUCCCAAUCCAAAUAAAAUCCCUCUAAUGAAAAUCUGAUUCCACUCCCACGUCCUACCUCAGGCACAGCCAUGCUCCCAGUGGUGGCGUUCCCGUUCGAGGACUUCUACAUCGACACACACAACAUGAUCCACCAGCUGGAGCACCGGGAGCAGCACAUCCUGUUCUACACUGGCCUGCUGGCAGCUGCCCUGGGCAUCGGCGGCAUCCGUGCCAUCCUCUGUCCCAUGGGGGCAUACAAACUACAGGGCUACGACCAGCACCAGCUACUCUCCUUCUUCAACUGGUGGGUUGCUGCGUUAUAGAGGGGUGUGUAUGUGCUAUACAUGGUAGAGGUGAUGCCUUGAAACAGUAACUAAACUAGUAACUUGACCAUUCAGAGAGGGGGGAUACACAUUUAACCUGUUGUAUUGGACAGACUUGAAAAAGUCUGCAAAAACAGGGAGUCAAAGUCAUACUGAUCUUACUUUGAUUUUAUUCAUCUGACAUUGAUCAAAAACACAUAUGAAGCCAUAAGUACUUGCCCAUCUACUAAUAUAGACAGAAAUUGAGUGGUCAAUAUCUGGAAUAAAACAUCUAAAUAAAAUAACAUUUUAUCUGUCAUAUGUGCCAUGAAAUGCUUACUUACGAGCCCUUAAUCAAAAAAAUUGCCACUCCUUUUUAACAGUGCUUUUUACAAAGGCAGAGCAUGUUUAACUAAAAUAAAAUAAAUAAAACCCCAAUAGAGCAAGCCUAGGGUUAGUGUACCAGAACCAUAACAUGUUAGGAGGGGUUUGAGUGUUGUUAGAUCAUGGUCAUGCUGGCAGGUGGCAUAUCUUUAGAGAUGAUCCUAAAUCAACUCCAAACCCAGGGUAGAGGGGCUCAGUGAAUAUAGUCUGAACUCUGUGGAGGAGGGUCAUUGUGUCAGAGACGCUGUAGAAGGACAGAGUACCUGCCUUGUGGUCCAGGUACACUCCUACUCUGGAGGAGCGGGGGACAGGGAUUUUGGUUUUGUUGUUAUUAUUGUGCCAGAAUGAACAACUGGAGGGAGAGCAGACCAAACUCCAGGAUUGAUCAUUGUGUCCAAAGCAACAGUCAUUGCCCCAGCCUUUCCUGCUGAUCCCUCUGUAUGAGACCGCCACAUCAACGAUGCCCCCGCUCCACUCUACCUCCCAGUAGCAGGUUUCAGCCAGACCCACUUUGCACAGAGCCUGGUGAUAGUAAGUAAACCUUUCUGGAUGGUCUGAAUAGGCCUGGGCCUUGUCACUCCAUGCUAUAUCCUUGUUUCUGUUGGACAGAGAGAGGGUUGCACAUGCUGUGUUGGGAUCCACUUCCAUGCUUCGAUAGUCUGCAAAAGAGGUCGUACAAGAUACUAGGUCAGUGCUGUGUGUGUGUGUGUGUGUGUGUGUGUGUGUAUGUGUGUGUGUGUGUGAGAGAGAGAUGGGAGGAGGCAAAGAGAGAAAGAGAGAGAAAGGGCGAGGUUGAGAGAGAGAGAGGCGGGAGUGAAAAAAGUAAGCCGUGCUCAGCAUCAUUAUUAAUAUAUUAUUAUAUAUAUAAUAUUGUGGCAUCGAGAAACAAGGAGGUGCUUGGAGAAGAAGAAGAACAGAGGCUUCGGAGAGAGAGGUUGAGCUGGAGGAAGCAGAAGUGUUGUUUAAAGCUGAAAGCACGUCGAGUACCCCGAGUACAUCGAGACACUUUUGAAGUCACGAGGAUGGUGAAGAAGACGCUGGGAAAAGUGGAUGCCGUCAAAGUAACAAGGAGUGGUAUGGUGUUGAUAUGGUUUGUAUCUAAAGAGCAAAAGGAGUGUGCAUUGUGGCUCGCGGAAUUAUCGACACAUGAAGUGGACAGCUGGGCAUUGGGCCAGUAAGUGAAAGGUCGCUGGUUCGAAUCCCCGAGCCAACUAGGUGAAACAUAUGUCAAUGUGCCCUUGAGCAAGGCACUUAACCCUAAUUGCUCCUGUAAGUCGCUCUGGAUAAGAACGUCGGCUAAAUUAUGAAACAUUUAAUUAAAAAGAGGCCACAGUGCUGAAGAAGAUAUGGCGGUGGAUGCACCGCAACCAGUUGCAAAUGUUAUACGUCAAUCAAGUGAUCUGGAUAGACUUAUUUGGAAGAAGGUGGAUUUUGUAGCAUUUAUAGCCACAGUUAUUAAUUGUACUGCACAAGUGUCCAAGAAGCUGGACAUCAUUAUAUCUGCAGGCAAGACGUUUUUUGGGGCCUCCAAGACUUCACGGCAGAAGCACUGCAAGGACUACUGUCGCCAGGAAAGGUCCUUCUGAGCCUGUGUAGGGACCUGAUUAGAAUGUUGUUAGAAAAGCAGGCUGAUUUAGUUUAAUUUAAAUGUUGUUAGUGAUAGUUUGUGUAUAUACACAGUACAUUCAGACUCGUUCCCUUUUUCCAUAUUUUAUUCUAAAAUUGAUUUUAAAAAAAAAUAAUCUCAUCAAUCUACACACAAUACCCCAUAAUGACAAAGUGAAAACAGGUUUUUAGAAAUGUUUGCAAAUGUAUUAAAAAUAAAAAAUAAAUACCUUAAGUAUUCAGACCCUUUGCUAUGAGACGCGAAAUUGAGCACAGGUGCAUCCUGUUUCCAUUGAUCAUCCUUGAGAUGUUUCUACAACUUGAUUGGAGUCCAACUGUGGUAAAUUCAAUUGACUGGACAUGAUUUGGAAAGGCACACACCUAACUUAUAAGGUCCCACAGUUGACAGUGCAUGUCAGAGCAAAAUCCAAGCCAUGAGGCCAAAGAAUUGUCUGUAGAGCUCCGAGACAGGAUUGUGUCUAGGCACAAAUCUGCGGAAGGGUACCAAAAAAUGUCUGCAGCAUUGAAGGUCCCCAAGAACACAGUGGCCUCCAUCAUUCUUAAAUGGAAGAAGUUUGGAACCACCAAGACUCUUCCUAGAGCUUUCCGCCCGGCCAAACUGAGCAAUUGGGGGAGAAGGGCCUUGGUCAGGGAGGUGACCAAGAACCCAAUGGUCAUUCUGACAGAGCUACAGAGUUCCUCUGUGGAGAUGGGAGAACCUUCCAGAAAGACAACCAUCUCUGCAGCACUCCACCAAUCAGGUCUUUAUGGUAGAGUGGCCAGACGGAAGCCACUCCUCAGUAAAAGGCACAUGACAGCCCGCUUGGAGUUUGCCAAAAGGCACCUAAAGGACUCUCAGACCAUGAGAAACAAGAUUCUCUGGUCUGAUGAAACCAAGAUUGAACUCUUUGGCCUCAAUGCCAAGCGUCACGUCUGGAGGAAACCUGGCACCAUCCCUACGGUGAAGCAUGGUGGUGGCAGCAUCAUGCUGUGAGGAUGUUUUUCAGCGGCAGGGACUGGGAGACUAGUCAGGAUCGAAGGAAAGAUGAAUGGAGCAGAGUACAGAGAGAUCCUUGAUGAAAACCUGCUCCAGAGUGCUCAGGACAUCAGACUGGGGCGAAGGUUCACCUUCCAACAGGACAAUGACCCCAAGCACACAGCCAAGACAAAGUAGGAGUGGCUUCGGGACAAGCCUCUGAAUGUCCUUGAGUGGUCCAGCCGGAGCCCGGACUUAAACCCGAUCAAACAUCUCUGGAGAGACCUGACAAUAUUUAUGCCACGACGCUCCACAUCCAACCCGACAGAUCUUGAGAGGAUCUGCAGAGAAGAAUGGGAGAAACUCCCCAAAUACAGGUGUGCCAAGCUUGUAGCGUCAUACCCAAGAAGACUUACGGCUGUAAUUGCUGCCAAAGGUGCUUCAACAAAGUACUGAGUAAAUGGUCUGAAUACUUAUGAAAAUGUCAUAUUUCCGUUUUUUUGCAAAAAUUGAUAAAAAACUGUUUUUGAUUUGUCAUUAUGGGGUAUUGUGUGUAGAUUGAUGAGGGAAAUAAUUUAAUCAAUUUUAGAAUAAGGCUGUAACGUAACAAAAUGUGGAAAAAGUCAAGGGGUCUGAAUACUUUCUGAAUGCACUGUGUAUAUAUAUAAUAUUUGGUACAGAAACCUUUGUUUGCAAUUACAGAGAUCAUACGUUUCCUGUAGGUCUUGACCAGGUUUGCACACACUACAGCAGGGAUUUUGGCCCACUCCUCCAUACAGACCUUCUCCAGAUCCUUCAGGUUUCGGGGCUGUCGCUGGGCAAUACGGACUUUCAGCUCCCUCCAAAGAUUUUCUAUUGGGUUCAGGUCUGGAGACUGGCUAGGCCACUCCAGGACCUUGAGAUGCUUCUUACGGAGCCACUCCUUAGUUGCCCUGGCUGUGUGUUUCGGGUCGUUGUCAUGCUGGAAGACCCAGCCAUGACCCAUCUUCAAUGCUCUUACUGAGGGAAGGAGGUUGUUGGCCAAGAUCUCAUGAUACAUGGCCCCAUCCAUCCUCCCCUCAAUACGGUGCAGUCGUCCUGUCCCCUUUGCAGAAAAGCAUCCCCAAAGAAUGAUGUUUCCACCUCCAUGCUUCACGGUUGGGAUGGUGUUCUUGGGGUUGUACUCAUCCUUCUUCUUCCUCCUCCAAACACGGCGAGUGGAGUUUAGACCAACAAGCUCUAUUUUUGUCUCAUCAGACCACAUGACCUUCUCCCAUUCCUCCUCUGGAUCAUCCAAAUGGUCAUUUGCAAACUUCAGACCGGCCUGGACAUGCGCUGGCUUGAGCAGGGGGACCUUCCGUGCGCUGCAGGAUUUUAAUCCAUGACGGCGUAGUGUGUUACUAAUGGUUUUCUUUGAGACUGUGGUCCCAGCUCUCUUCAGGUCAUUGACCAGGUCCUGCCAUGUAGUUCUGGGCUGAUCCCUCACCUUCCUCAUGAUCAUUGAUGCCCCAAGAGGUGAGAUCUUGCAUGGAGCCCCAGACCGAGGGUGAUUGACCGUCAUCUUGAACUUCUUCCAUUUUCUAAUAAUUGGGCCAACAGUUGUUGCCUUCUCACCAAGCUGCUUGCCUAUUGUCCUGUAGCCCAUCCCAGCCUUGUGCAGGUCUACAAUUUUAUCCCUGAUGUCCUUACACAGCUCUCUGGUCUUGGCCAUUGUGGAGAGGUUGGAGUCUGUUUGGUUGAGUGUGUGGACAGGUGUCUUUUAUACAGGUAACGAGUUCAAACAGGUGCAGUUAAUACAGGUAAUGAGUGGAGAACAGGAGGGCUUCUUAAAGAAAAACUAACAGGUCUGUGAGAGCCGGAAUUCUUACUGGUUGGUAGGUGAUCAAAUACUUAUGUCAUGCAAUAAAAUGGAAAAUAAUUACUUUAAAAUCAUACAAUGUGAUUUUCUGGAUUUUUGUUUUAGAUUCCGUCUCUCAUAGUUGAAGUGUACCUAUGAUAAAAAUUACAGACCUCCACAUGCUUUGUAAUUAGGAAAACCUGCAAAAUCAGCAGUGUAUCAAAUACUUGUUCUCCCCACUGUAUAUAUAUAGAGAGAGAGAUUUUAUUUAUUUCAUUUUUAUUAUAAUUUAAAAAAUAUAUAUAUAUAUUUAUUUUUUGUAUUAUUAUUAUUUUACAACGCAUUAUUUCAUCUUUAUUAUCCACAGUAGGUGACGGAAUGCACAGAUAAUUGUUGUGAACGCCAUUAUACCAAAGAAGAAGAAGCGAGCCAGAGGCAGGGAGAUAGGACAGGACAUAAAAAGGGAUGCUGAGAGUCCAUGUGUGUUUGUGCAAUUAUUACAAAAUAAUUAUUACUCACCAUUCAAAAAUGUACUUCUUGUACUGUCCACUUGCAUAGAUGGUGAAUAUGGUUUUGUCACUAUGAAGACAGAUGGAGCGUUACUGUCACAGAACUUUUACCAUAGAAUUAUGAAACUCUUAUUACUGUAACCAGAAACGUACCAAGAGAAAGUUAAACCAUUAUGUAUUACUUCUCACUGCAAUUCAACCACCUUAAUAAUGAUUUUAUGAUUGUCACCUGACAUACUAUAUGUAUAAAUUAUACUGAACAAAAAUAUAAACACAACAUGCAACAAUUUAAAAUAUUUUACUGAGUUACGGUUAUUUGAGGAAAUCAGUCAAUUGAAAUACAUUUAUUAGGCCCUAAUCUAUGGAUUUCACAUGACUGGGAAUCCAGAUAUAAUGCCUCACAAUGGGCUUCAGGAUCUCAUCACGGUAUUUUUGUACAUUCAAAUUGCCGUCGAUAAAAUGCAAUUGUGUUUGUUGACCGUAUCUUAUGCCUGCGCAUACCAUAAUCCCCACCGCCACCAUGGGGCACUCUGUUUACAAUGAUGACAUCAGCAAACCGCUUGCCCACACAACGCCAUACACGUAGUUUGCGGUUGUGAGGCUAGUUGGAUGUACUGGCAAAUUCUCUAAAACAACGUUGGAGGUGGCUUAUUGUAGAGAAAUUAACAUUCAAUUCUCUGGCAACAGCUCUGGUGGACAUUCCUGACAUCAGCAUGCCAAUUGCAUGCUCCCUCAAAACUUGAGACAUCUGUGGCAUUGUGUUGUGUGACAAAACUGCGCAUUUUAGGUUGGCCUUUUAUUGUCCCCAGCACAAGGUGCACCUGUGUAAUGAUCAGGCUGUUUAAUCAGCUUCUUGAUAUGCCACACCUGUCAGGUGGAUGGAUUAUCUUGGCAAAGGAGAAAUGCUCACUAACAGCGAUGAAAACACAUUUUUAAAGAACAUUUGAGAGAAAAACCUUUUUGUGUGUAUGGAACAUUUCUGGGAUCUUUUAUAUCAGUUAAUGAAACAUGGGACCAACACUUUACAUGUUGCGUUUAUAUUUUUGUUCAGUGUAGAUAAGAUUCUACUCGCCAUACACAUAUUUCUUUCGAGACAAUUCCACAUCUUGUCGGUUUCCUCCUUGCAUAUAUUUUUCAUUCUCUCUUUCUGUUCAGAGACAAAUUUCUUCACUGCUUCAAAACUGCUAGGAAAGGCCUUUGGUCCAGGAGGGUCACAGAGAGAAUCGAAACUCUGAAAAUAAAUUGACAAUGAAUUGAGUCAAAGACUUCUGGAGCUCAAACACACUUCACUGACAACAUUGUCUAAGGCAGAGAGUAACGUCACCUGGAGGAAAUGGAUGUGAUCCUCUAUGUGUGAGAGCUGCUCCAGCUCAGAAUCUCUCCUCUUCAACUCAGUGACCUCCUGCUCUAGUUGCUCCAGGAGUCCUUCAGCCUGACUCACUCCAGCCUUCUCCAGGGCUCUGACCAGCUCCUUCACCUCAGAACGCCUUCGCUCAUUGGAGCGGAUAUAUGAAAGGAUGUGCGUGGUACACAUUCUCUCAAAGUCAUCCACUGCUACCCAUGAAGACUCCUGUUAGGACACAAAAACACAGCUCUCACCAGGACUGUAAACCCCCUGUUCCUCUUGGCUCCCCAAACCCAGAGCCCCAGCACCAUUGACACCCCCAUCAUUUGAACCUUGAUUUAAACUCACCUUCAUGGCAUCUACAGCAUGUCUCAGCUCCUGCAGCUCCUUCUCUCUCAUCUGGGCUCUCUGCUUCCCUUCCCCCUGUGUUUCUCCCAACUGUUGCUGCUCACAAAUACAUCACAUAGCAUACUUUACUAGUAGAAACUCUGCCAUACCAAACACAUCACAUAGCAUACUUUACUAGUAGAAACUCUGCCAUACCAAACACAUCACAUCACAUACUUUACUAGUAGAAACUCUGCCAUACCAAACACAUAACAUACUUUAAUAGUAGAAACUCUACCAUACCAAACACAUCACAUAGCAUACUUUACUAGUAGAAACUCUGCCAUACCAAACACAUCACAUAGCAUACUUUACUAGUAGAAACUCUGCCAUACCAAACACAUCACAUAGCAUACUUUACUAGUAGAAACUCUGCCAUACCAAACACAUCACAUAGCAUACUUUACUAGUAGAAACUCUGCCAUACCAAACACAUCACAUAGCAUACUUUACUAGUAGAAACUCUGCCAUACCAAACACAUCACAUCACAUACUUUACUAGUAGAAACUCUGCCAUACCAAACACAUAACAUACUUUAAUAGUAGAAACUCUACCAUACCAAACACAUAGCAUAUUUUACUAGUAGAAACUCUGCCAUACCAAACACAUCACAUCACAUACUUUACUAGUAGAAACUCUGCCAUACCAAACACAUAACAUACUUUAAUAGUAGAAACUCUACCAUACCAAACACAUAACAUACUUUAAUAGUAGAAACUCUACCAUACCAAACACAUAACAUACUUUAAUAGUAGAAACUCUACCAUACCAAACACAUAACAUACUUUACUAGGAGAAACUCUGCCAUACCAAACACAUAACAUACUUUACUAGGAGAAACUCUGCCAUACCAAACACAUCACAUAACAUACUUUACUAAUAAAAACUCUGCCAUACCAAAAGGAAAGGUCUUUGAGAGUUCAACAUACUUAUCUUACUGAUAAAAGUUGCAUACAUUAUGGGGUAGUUUCUCAGACACAGAUCAAGCCUAAUCCUGGACUAAAAAGCAUUUUCAAUUGAGAUUAUCUAUUAAAGUUGCACUAUGCAGAAAUCGCUCCGCCAUUUCCUGGUUCAUAAAAUUCUAAUAGUUCGCCUAAUUUCAGUUUAUGUGACAAAAUAAGCAAGUAUAGUGUAGAGAAUCAUUGUACAAUCUAAACCGCUGUGAAAUAUAUUUUCCAUAACCAAAAAUAUUGUUGUUUCAGUUGUUUUAAACUGGUGUACAAAACCGAAAGUAAAAGACCCCAAAACAAAAUUUAAGCGCAGGAAGCAUAGAAAUAGCGCACAUUGAACAUAUCUACCGCUUCUUAGACUUGCUUUCAAGUAGAAUGACAGAUCUAUAACUCACAUUUCUAUGUUAAUUUGGUGAGGUCGACGAAAAAGUUACAUAAUGCCACUUUAAUCUUGCAUUUUAGUCCAGGACUAGGUUGCAUUGGUGUCUGGGAAACCCGCCCUUUAUGUUUUAGUGUGCUGGCUUAUGUUGAACUUGCUACUCUCUAAUGGUGGAUAUUACAUUGAAGGCAUGCUAAUAGAUUCUAGUUUUUGUUGGAUCGGUUGACAUUAAUGUUGUGUGGUUUGAUCCGUCCGAUAACAAUGCAAUUCUUUAUGUAAACAAGUAUACUGUAUAUCAUGGGAGAGUACUAUUCAGCAUCUUACCUGUUUCUCAGUCCUCUCUGCUGCAGCUGACACUGUAUCAUGGCCUUUAUGUUCAUCCAUUGUACACUGAUAACAGAUACACUGCUGAUCGGUACGACAGUAAACCUCCAGCAGUUUGUCAUGGUUUGGGCAAAUCUUCUCCUGUAGAUCUGUCAAUGCGUUGACAAGCUUAUGCUUCUUUAGUGGGGGCACAUGGUAGUGAGGCUGGAGAUGAGUCUCACAGUAAGAGGCCAGACACACCAGACAGGACUUGACAGCUUUGAGUUUUUUCCUUUCGCAGACGUCACACUCCACAUCUUCAGGUUCAGCAUAACAGUGUGCAGGAGGGGUACCUUGGAAAUCUGCUGUUUUCAAAUUCUCCACCACUUCAGCCAGCACGGUGUUUCUCUUCAAAGUAGGCCUUGGACAGAAGGUCUGUCUGCACUGUGGACAGCUGUAGACACCUUUCAGAUUAUCCUGAUCCCAGCUUUCUUUAAUACAGCCCAUACAGUAGCUGUGUCCACAGGCAGUAGUCACCGGAUCCUUCAUCAGAUCCAGACAGAUGGAGCAACAGAACAGUUCUAGAUUGUCAGCCAUUUUAGUGCUUUCACCCAAUGGUUGAGCAACAGAAUAACAAAGAUUACUUUCAGUUUCAUGGAACUCUACACCAGAGGACAGGGAGUGGCUUCCUACUUGACUGUGAACUCUGUAUGUAGAGGGGGUAUGGUUUCUUUGAUAAGGAAGUGUAACAGAGUGUUGCGUAGUAGGCAGAGAUGGUUAGUAGUUCUGUUACAUAUAUUUGAAAUACGUAUUUGAAUUACUUCUGAGUAUAGGUCAUUUGAAUUAUGCUGGGCUGAACUACACUACUGUAAUUUGUAUUUUCAAAAUAGUAAAUACUUUUCUAUGCCAUUUUGUUUUAUAGCGGUUCAGAAUAGUCUGGUGGUGUGAUAAGAGCGUCUGCUAAAUGAAGUAAAUAUACAUGUAUAUGUAAAAAUGUUGAUAAAUACUUUGUUGAAGGAAAAUGUACUUGAUACAAUUGUGAUAUGUUGUUGUCUCACCCAGCUAUCUUAAGAUGAGUACUAAUGCAUCAAUUGAAAGUCGCUCUGGAUGAGAGCAUUUGUUAAAUGACUAAAAUGUAAAUGUACAUUUUAUAACUACAGAGCACGCUGAGGAUUAUUCUAAUGAGCUCCGCCCCGAAUAAUAAUACCCAGUGUGCUUUGCAGUUAAUUUGGUAUGUUCAUUUUCACAUUUGCACUUGCAUUUUAGUCAUUUAGCUUAUCCAGAGUAACUUGCUCACAGAAAGAAAAAAGGUUUUGGAACCGUUACUGAAAAUGUUGUUGCUGUUCGGGCUGGAUACUUGCAAAUGUAUUUUUGUAUUUUUAAUUAAAUACAUUACAAAAUACAAGUAUUAUUUUUGAUACAUUGAUUUUUAUGGUAUUUUGUAUCUGUAUUUUGUAAUUUUAUUUUUAAAAUGUUUGCCCAUCCCUGGUAGUAGAAUACUCUGUAUGCAGGGUGUUUUCAGGGCAUGACCACUGGAGGCAAAGGACCAGUUGAAAAUAAGUUUUAUUAAAACUAAAUGUUUCACAAAUCACUUUCAAAAGGCAAAAUAAAAUAACUAGCUCUCUUCAACGCAUAAUCACUUUAAAGGGAUACUUCGGGACUUCCAGUUUUGGCGCUAACGCUAGUUAGCAAUUGUGCUAAUGCUAGUUAGCAACUUCCUUCAAACUGGUAUCCACGAGUUCAUCUGGCUCUGGGGAAGUAAAUAUAGGGCUUCAUUGCCAAAAUCCUGAAGUAUCCCUUUAAGUCAAAACUAUAACUGAAAUGUCUUUGGCCACCAUACCAAUCAAAACUACAUCAAAAGAGUUCAUCAAGAGGUCCAUAGUGUUUGAGAUAGUGGCUGGGUUGGUGACAACCAGCCGCAUGGUGGCUCACCAAACAGGCAUAGAGAGCUGACUGCAGCAAGGUGUACUGCUUAACUAGGAUGUGGCCCUAGUUGUAGAGUGGCUUUAAAGCCAAGUUAUGCUUGAUCCGAAAAUGUGGUUGGAGGCGCCGUAUGGAUGGUGUGUUGGAUGGUGUGUUGAUAAAUAGUCUCUCAGUGACUAGCUGAUUUGGUUAUGGGUACCAAGAUUAAUGUGGAGAGCACAGGGCCUGCAUUUAAUUCCAAAAAGUUUCCCCUCAUCCCUGGUUGUUAUAUUGUCCUCUCAGGUUCUACUGGCUGGUGAACCUGAACUCGACGGUAGUGUUUCUGGGUAUCGCCUACAUCCAGCAGUCAGUGGCCAACAACCUGGGAUUCCUCAUCCCCUUCAUGUCUGUGCUGCUGAUGCUCAUAACCAUACACAUGGUCCGCAACAACCUCAUCUUCAGGCCCAAGAAAGGUAACACAACCUCAAUCUCACCUGCAGGCCCAAGAAAGGUAACACAACCUCAACCUCACACACAGACUAUCUCACCUUUGUGUUACAGUGUAUGUACCUAUGUUUCUGUGGUCAAUUCUAGUAUUGAUGUGGUUGCUGUGGUCAAUUCUAGUAUUGAUGUGGUUGUUGUGGUCUGUUCUAGUAUUGAUGUGGUUGUUGUGGUCUGUUAUAGUAUUGAUGUGGUUGUUGUGGUCUAUUCUAGUAUUGAUGUGGUUGUUGUGAUCUGUUCUAAUAUUGAUGUGGUUGUUGUGGUCUAUUCUAGUAUUGAUGUGGUUGUUGUGGUCUGUUCUAGUAUUGAUGUGGUUGUUGUGCAGGCAGUUCCCUGUUGACCACUCUGGGGGUGUUCCUGAACUCUCUGAAGAUGUGCUGCCUGCACUACCGCCACCUGAGUGGGGGCGUGGCCAGCUGGCUGGACCGCGCCAAGGAGAACAACGGGGGGUGCUACAGUGAGACACACGUGGAGAACGUCAAGGUCCUGGCCAGGCUCUUCCCCCUGUAUGGCUUGCAGAUACUGUACCGGGCCUGUAUCACUCAGGCAGGUCAUUAUAAUGGAGAAUAUCAGGGCUCUACAUUGACAUGCUUCAAAAGGAGAUUUUUAGAGCAUUUUCAGGUCAUUGGCAAGUGCAAAUACAUCAUUUUUCAGAUGUUGGGGGUAAAACUGGCAAAUCUAUAAUGUUUAUUUAUGCUCCAAAAAGUUGUCCUAGAAUCUGUUGUUACCCUGACCUCUCCCACAGAUUCCAGCAGGUUACUACAUUCAGACCAUGAACUCUAACCUGCACCUGAACAGCUUCCUCCUGCCCAUCGGUGCCAUGAACGUCAUCAGCAUCCUACCUCUGCUGCUGCUGGCCCCUCUCAUGGAGUGUGUCACCUCCUGCUACCUGUCCAUGGAGAAAACACCCUUCUCCCCCGCCAGAGUCAUCAGUAAGCACACACACACACACACAGCACACACAGAGAUACAUACAGGCACACACACACACACAAGCAUGCACACACAUGCACAAAUACCAUCCUCAUUAACGAGUCAGUCAAUGUUAAUGUCUCUCUCUCUCCCUCUCUCUCUGUCUGUUUCUCUCCCUCUCCCCUCCUCUCCUCUCUCAGCGCUGGGUCAUGCGUGUGCGGCCCUGUCUGUCCUGGUAGCGGGCCUGUCUGAGGUCCACAGGAAGGGCUAUCCUCUGACGGAGCAGGCCCUGUCAGGGAAGGUGCUCCAGGUGUCCUCCAUGGCCUGCUUCCAGCUGGCUCCCCAGUACAUCCUACUGGGGCUGGCUGAGGCCCUCGUCACCCCUGCCUGUGAGUGACAGAGAGCCAGCACGUAUUUCUGACACACCUAUUGCUGCUACACUGUUCGUACACAGAGACAAACUGGGUUGGAGAUUUACAAUGUCAAUGGACACCAUAUGUAGUUGGGAUGAAGUUAGAAUGUGGAGUGUUGGAACCAACUGCCAACAUGGAGGAUAGUAUUCUGAACUCUGGAAGCUAGGGUUAGGAUGCCCCCUACUGGUGUAUUAGAGACAGACAAGAGACGUUUGAACCAAAUGAAUGCUUCUUUCUCUUCCCAGUCUUCCUCUCUUCUCUGUUCCAGGCUCUAUGAUCUCCUUCCACCUGACACCCAGUCAUAUCAGAGGCAUCUCCCUGCACUUCCUCACCCUGUCCUACGGAGGGGGCUGUUUCCUGGGAGCCCUCAUCAUCCAGCUGGUCUACCUAAUCUCUCGAGGUAAAGGCUUCACUAACAGAUGCAUCAUCAUAACCAUAGAAACUGAAGAGGAACAUACAUUCAUGUUGGAAUGGUUGAUGGGGUUCUGUCUGCAUUAUGGUGAUUCAGUCCUAUGGCCACUGAUAGCACUGUUCUCCUGUCCAACUACAGGUAACUUCUACCCAAACACACUGCAUGAAGGGAAUCUGGAGCAUUUCUUCUUCUUCUUAGCCAUGUUGAUGACCAUAAACACUCUGGUGUUCUGGUGGAUAUCUUCCAGGUACAGUAUGAGAACCUCUCAUGUAUCAAUAUAG